AACAGGGUGAUUGUAACAAACGGAGGGACGGUGGGGGGAGGAGAGGGGAGGGGAAUAAAAGCCUCCGCGGUCGCUUGGAGGUGUGGGAGCGGAAAACGAAGCACACACGUGGAGGAACAAAAAAACGCAGCUCCGCUUUUGAAACAAGCCCAAGUUUGGAGGAACACGGCUGUUGUUGGUCUACAGGGAGGAAAUGUCUCAGAAAGAGACAGAUAUGUGACCUCUGAAAGCUGAGGAGAGACGCGCUUUUUAAAUUAUCAGCUACUGACAUUAAGAAAGAUAACAGGCUGGAAAAGAGGAGACCAUGGAAAAGCCCUGGAGGAGGCGGAGGACGCAGGCGUUGGGAUGGAAGUGGCUGCUGCUCUGUUUGUUCACUGGUGGUGUUGAUGCCCAGUGUGAAGGCUGUAUUGAGUACUGCUGUGACGGUUCGCCGCCUUUCUGCUGCUCCUACUACGCCUACGUGGGGGACGUCCUCUCGGGCACCGCCAUCUCCGGUAUCGUGUUCGGCGUGGUGUUUUUGAUGGGGGCGGUGGCGGCUUUGUUUCUGUGCAUGUGUAUGUGUAUGAAGAACGGGCGUGGUGCACGGGUCGGCGUGUUCAGCACCUCCUACAUCAACACUGUGAGCCAGGGAUACCCAGGUCCUCCACCUCCAUACAACUAUGAUUAUGAGAUGUACCCCCAGUCCUUGCAUCCACCACCCUACACUCCAACUCAACCUCGGCCAGACAACUACUCCCCACCACCUCCUUAUCCUGGGUUUACCCGGAAGUGAUUUCUCCCACAUUGUAGAAGCCAUCCAGACCAGCUUCACCUCUUAUCGCUUGGAUUUAGGGACCUGGAGAUCUCUGUACAGCGUGUGGUGUUGCAGUGUGGAUACAACCCAGCACGGUGUCCAUAUUAAAACUUAAGGAGUGAACAGCCAGAAUACCCUAGUUGAUGUCACUGUCUUUCAGCUGCUCUGUGGAGAAACAUAUGGUGGGGAAAAUAAUCAUUCUGUAAAAUGUGGGUCAGGACAGCCAGAGAAUGCCCCACCAAGUCUGAUAGACUUAACUGUUGGCUGGACUGCAGCUGGUACUUACAGCAUGCCAAUGACCGAUAUACUUUGUAUCCCAUCUGUGCACAUUUAAGGUAGCACACUGUUUGGACAAAGGUGAAGACUUCUUUUCUCAGCAUGGAGUGGAACCUCACAUUGUUGGAGAGAAGAAAAUGUCUCUAAAAACACCAUAUGAACUCUUUUUUUUGUAAGGUUUGCUAUAUUUCCCCCAUAUUUCCUUUUGAACUUGAUGUAUAUAAGUAACUGAGGUGGGAGUUUAUGAUUAAAGCCAUUUUAAACAAGUCAGGUCUGGACCUGUCUUGUGUAGACAUAAAGACUUGAACAUAAUGUUUAAUAAUGUGUUUAAUGGCAUGGCCAGUCUUAAGGAUUGGCCUAUUGGUAAUGAACUGGCUUUUAUUACCUUAAUUGAAUUCUUAUAGGAGGGUGAAUACAAAACUGACUCACACUGAAAAAGACAUGUAAUAAAAUUGCAGUUGUAGAGAAAUUAAGGGGUUUUAUUUGAUAUGACUGUGAAUAGAUGAGGUUUAAUCAUAUAAACAAUGUAAGGUAAAUUAUUGUUGCCUUGCUCUUUCAGUGCCUGUUGUAAAUUAAACAUGUUUAUAAAUAU
Melanotaenia boesemani (Boeseman's rainbowfish) is the source of this 1661-nucleotide messenger RNA. It is a transcript of the gene cyyr1, whose product is annotated as cysteine/tyrosine-rich 1. The transcript has 4 exons. NCBI's taxonomy places the organism in Eukaryota, Metazoa, Chordata, Actinopteri, Atheriniformes, Melanotaeniidae. The record is from RefSeq and is a predicted model, not a curated record. Bases 305 to 772 code for a protein of 155 amino acids.